UCCCGCUCUCUAGCUGCCGCUCAGCGAGCUUUGCGCACACACGGGGCUUUGCGCAUCUGGUCGUCAUCAGCAGCAGCAGCAGCUCUUCCUGCUCAGAUGUGACUCAACCAGAGUGGGAAGAGAAGCUUCUUCUCACAGGACCUCUUGUGUAAAACCCUCCUCGGACGUCGGUUCUCGGGCAGCAGGACGCCGCCGCCGCCGCCGCGCACCGCUGGAUGGAUUGGCUGUUUAACUUCUUUUAACUGGAAAAAACGAGGCGAGGAGAAAAGUUUGCUCAAGUUUGUUUGCGCCCUCCGCGCUGAUCUGGAUGCGAACAGAUCCGCGUUGUAGCUCGGAAGAACCCGGGUCUGUCUCUGGCCGCUUUCUGGAGGCUUUCCGUGCAGAGGAUCUUGGUUGUUCCGCGGUUCUUCCUCUCAGAUCGCCGCUCCGCUCUUUUCCCGCAGUUCCCCACUUGCGUCAUGACUUCUAGCUAUGCACAUGUAAUGGACAGGCAAGCCUCGAUAUCAAACCGCCUGGAGAGUCCGAUCACGUCGAACCUGGACAACCUGCAAGCCAAGAAGAACUUCUCGGUCAGCCACCUGUUGGAUCUGGAAGAGGCCGGGGAAAUGGUGGGCUCCCAGGCGGACGAGAGCGUCGGGGAGGCGGGGAGGAGUAUGCUGGAGUCCCCGGGGCUGACCAGCGGGAGCGACACGACCCAGCAGGAGAAUGAACAAAUGAACACGGAGGAGAAGAAGAAGAGGAAGCAGCGCAGGAACAGGACCACCUUCAACAGCAGCCAGCUCCAGGCUCUGGAGAGGGUGUUCGAGAGGACACACUACCCCGACGCCUUCGUCAGGGAGGACCUGGCCCGCCGGGUCAACCUCACCGAGGCCAGAGUCCAGGUUUGGUUCCAGAACCGGAGAGCCAAGUUCCGCAGGAACGAGCGCGCCAUGCUGGCCAGCAAAAACGCCUCGCUCCUCAAAUCGUACUCAGGAGACGUGACGGCUGUGGAGCAGCCAAUCGUACCGCGCCCUGCACCGCGCCCCAACGACUACCUGUCCUGGGGCAGCGCUGCCCCCUACAG
Messenger RNA from Morone saxatilis (striped sea-bass), 1063 nucleotides. It is a transcript of the gene prrx1b, whose product is annotated as paired related homeobox 1b. Gene Ontology annotation, biological process: regulation of DNA-templated transcription. The record is from RefSeq and is a predicted model, not a curated record. Lineage: Eukaryota; Metazoa; Chordata; Actinopteri; Moronidae. Gene Ontology annotation, molecular function: DNA-binding transcription factor activity, RNA polymerase II-specific; DNA binding.